Messenger RNA from Priapulus caudatus, 1053 nucleotides. RefSeq names its product leucine-rich repeat-containing protein 7-like. Gene Ontology annotation, biological process: neurotransmitter receptor transport, endosome to postsynaptic membrane; neurotransmitter receptor transport postsynaptic membrane to endosome. Bases 1 to 1053 code for a protein of 350 amino acids. The record is from RefSeq and is a predicted model, not a curated record. Lineage: Eukaryota; Metazoa; Priapulida; Priapulimorpha; Priapulimorphida; Priapulidae. Gene Ontology annotation, molecular function: protein binding. Gene Ontology annotation, cellular component: adherens junction; postsynaptic density; postsynaptic membrane. The transcript has 10 exons.
AUGGAGACAGAUGAGCAGCAGCGUGCAGACGCCGUGCUGAUGGCGCGCUGGGUGAAGCGGUGUCCCUGCUUCCCUCUCCGGGACCAGGAUGUCACCCUGCUCGACUACAGACACUGCAGCCUGCAGUUCGUGCCGGACGAGGUCUUCAACCACGAGCGCACGCUCAGGGAACUCUACCUGGACUCGAACCAGAUCAAAGAGCUGCCGCGGCCGUUGUUUCACUGUCACGGUCUGCGCAAGCUGGGACUGAGCGACAACGAUAUCCAGUCACUCCCGUCGGCCGUCGCCAGCCUGGUCAGUCUAGAGGAGCUGGACAUCAGCAAAAAUGGCAUCCUUGACUUUCCGGAGAACAUCAAAUGCUGCAAGUGCCUGGCAGUAAUUGAAGCUAGCGUGAAUCCAUUGGGAAAACUUCCAGAGGGGUUCACGCAAUUGCUGAAUCUCACUGAGCUGUAUCUUAAUGACACAUUCCUCGAGUACCUGCCAGGCAACUUUGGCAGGUUGUCACGGUUACGCAUCCUGGAGGUGAGAGAGAACCACCUGAAGACGCUGCCAAAGUCGAUGUCCCGCCUUCAGCAGCUGGAGCGGCUAGACGUUGGCAACAACGACCUGCUGGAACUGCCAGAAGUCAUCGGCAGUCUCGUAAGCCUCCUGGAGCUGUGGUGUGAUUACAACAAGAUCGCCAGCCUGCCGGCGGGACUGGGAAGGCUGAAACAGCUGAUGUUCCUUGAUGCAUCGAACAAUUUCAUCGCGCACGUAGCGGACGAGGUGCUAGGCUGUGACUCACUGUCUGACCUCUACUUGUCCACCAACUGUCUCACACACCUACCACACAGCAUAGGUAAACUGAGCAACCUGACAACGCUCAAAGUGGACAACAACAGGCUUGUGGGCGUUCCAGCAAGUAUUGGCAAACUCAGCAGCCUCUCCGAGCUAAACCUGAGCAAGAACGACAUCCGACGGUUGCCGGGGACGAUGGGGCUGCUGCGGAACCUGCGCACGUUCAACGCGGACGACAACGUUAUCGAGGAACUUCCGCAAGAGGUGAGUUGCUGA